GAGUCUGGUUGUUCUUAGGGUUCUAAGCGUAUGGCGUGCGGAUUUGUGCGGGCUUUUUUGUGCGGAUUGAUUAUACGCGGUCAUGGUGUUGUUAUUAUGCCUCCGCCGCGCUAGUCACUUCUAGUAACUUCUCUCAUUCAAGCAGCAAACACUCCGGCCUUCACCAUUCCGUCCACUACCCACCUUAUCUCUAACCUCUUCCCUUGACGCCUCCAGCAACCUCAAUACGCCGAGACCAUGUCUCUCAAAAAGGGUCAUCCAGGCCUUCCGCUGAAAGCUCAGCGGACUCGUGACGCUCCGGCAAUUGAAGUGCACAAGCUUGUGGUCGGUAUCGACUUCGGCACGACCUUCACGGGUGUCAGCCACGUUUCCACCGCAGGCGCUCACGAGAAGACUCUUGACGACGUGGAGGCUAUCAAUGACUGGCCAGGCUUUGGUAGAGAUGGCGACUUUGCGAUGAAAACACCAACUCGUCUAGCGUACAGCGAUGACCCAGCCGCGCAAAAUCCAUGGGGCUACUACGUCCGUCCCGGUAUGAAAUCCUAUUCCUGGAUGAAGCUCUUGCUCGAUCCUACCCAAGCCAGCAAGUUCGACGACCCUGGUCUCGCUGGCAGCGAAGGUUCCGGUGUCUUGCGCAAGCCUCUGAACAAGACUGCUGUCGACGUCUGCGCUGAUUACCUUACUGAGGUUGCUAAGUAUGCUUGGAAGGCACUAACAAAGCGCUACACCAUAGAGGUUCUAAAGGCUACUCCGAUUGAGUUCUGGUUGACCGUGCCCGCUGUCUGGAGCGACAAGGCAAAGCACGAUACUCUGCGGGCUGCCCGCAAAUCUGCGAAGCAGGCCAAGCUUGAAUGCCACCCUGACAGCCAGAUCUUCCUCAUCCGUGAGCCAGAAGCCGCUGCUGUCGCCGUAUUGUCGGACAUGACGAAGGGCGCUUCCGAAGAACAGAUCAAGGUUGGCGACAGUGUCAUGAUCAUCGACUGUGGUGGAGGCACAGUUGAUAUCACAACCUACGAGAUCUCCAGCAUUGACCCGAAGCUGACCUUCAAAGAGCAUUUGGUCGGUACAGGUGGCAAAUGUGGAUCCACGUACAUUGAUCGUGAAUUCAUCAAGUGGAUGACCGAGAAAUUCGGGUCUGCCUACACUGAUCUCAAGUGGGAGCUUCGAGGACCAGCCAGCAGGCUUAUGAAAGAGUUCGAGAGCUACAAGCGAGACUUUGGCAAGUCUGACGACGCCGCUAUGUAUGCCGAGCUUCCGAUUGCGCUGAAAGACGCCCCAGAGUCCGCUUGGUAUGACGAGCUCGACAACAUAGUCAAUGUCUUCCCAGCGGACUUCAAAGAGAUGUUCAAGCCGGUAGUAGAGAAGAUUCUGGCUUUGGUGGAAAGCCAGCUUGAUGAUGAGCGCCGACAAGCUGGACACAACACAAUCAAGACUGCGAUACUUGUUGGAGGGUUUGGAGAUUCUGUCUACCUCUAUAAUAAGAUGCGCCCCUGGCUGCUCGCUCGUGGUGUGAAGCUGAUCAACCCAAAGAACGCGCAAUCUGCUGUUGUGCGUGGCGCUGCGCUGAGUGGUCUCAAGAAUAUUCAGCCUACAUCUCGUCGCUCGCGUCUACACUAUGGCUGGUCAUGUACUGAGGCAUUCGAUGCAAUGCGCCACGACGUUCGCGAUCUGUUCGUCUCCAGUUGGGAUGGCUCUCCACAGGCGUCGGGCAACAUGCGGUGGCCACUGUCGAAGGGUGACCUUGUCGAUGAGUCAACCGCUAUUCAGUUCGCAUUCCGCGUGGAGCUCUCCUCGGACAAAGUCAACGACUCCUACCUCCUGAAAUUGUACUGUAGCGGCGAAAACGACGCCCCGUACUUCGAACGCGAGACUGGCGUUCAGAAUAUGGCAACCAUAUAUCUUAACUUCAGAGGUGUCGACAUGAGCAGCUUCGAGUCUCGAAUUUUUGGUGGCAGAAGCAUGCGCCGUGUUUAUUGCGACAUCACCGUAAGCUUCGGUCACCGCCGCGGAGUGCUGGUCUUUUCGUGCACAGUGAAUGGAAAGGAAAUUGGCAAGACGGAUGUGAUCUUCGAUGGCCAAGGGACCGCAGAUGCUUCAGGGAGCUGCACCGACAGCUCGAUGGCGUCUCCUUCUUGCGCCUCACAGUAAGGCGCAUCACAGACCUCAAG
Sphaerulina musiva SO2202 is the source of this 2168-nucleotide messenger RNA. Its product is annotated as actin-like ATPase domain-containing protein. The coding region runs from base 238 to 2148 and encodes 636 amino acids. NCBI's taxonomy places the organism in Eukaryota, Fungi, Ascomycota, Dothideomycetes, Mycosphaerellales, Mycosphaerellaceae. The record is from RefSeq and is a predicted model, not a curated record. Gene Ontology annotation, molecular function: ATP-dependent protein folding chaperone; ATP binding. The transcript is spliced from 7 exons.